AGCUCGAGUCGAAGUGCCUCGCGGCGCCCGUAACUGCAGCAAUCGAAGGGUUUCGGCAGCCGUAAGCAUCGCUGCGACAGGCGCAAGCACCGCUGCGACCGAACAACUGCAUUGAACAAAGAUGCAUCGCCUAAUGCUAGCACUGCUGCCAUGCGCCAUCGCCGCGGCAGCAAAGAGCGACCUCGCCUGCGCCCUCGACGCGACCAUGGUCAACGCGACGACCUUUCCUUUAAUAAGAGAAGACCUCGCCGCGUCGCUGCUCGCGGGUUUGUGUGGAGCGAACCGCGGUUUAUUUGUCACGAGCCCGGGCGACGGUCAUGUGUAUGGCUGCGCCGCGUUCCCGCUGCAGUGGGCGCCCAAUCAUAAAGUAAAACACUGCGCCUCCACCGGUUUGUGCCAGUGCGACACGUGGGACGCGAACGCUGUCGUGCGGCAAUUUGAUGGUGGUAAUUUGACGGCAGAAGAAGCUGUACAUGUCUACGAUCAGUACGUCGAGGCGGUCUACGCGUCGACGCCCGGUUCGAGCAAGGAUCCUAGGGCGUGUGGCGCCGGCGGCUUCGCUGCAUUAACGGGUUCCGAGUGUAUCUCUACUACCGAUUCAUACAAGGCGGUAACAUUACAUGGUAUCGCCGGCUUGGAUGGCGCCGGUCAUGCUGUGACAAAAACGCCGCAUUCGUCGGACGACUACGCAGCGAUGAAAGCACUGGGUUUGAAUAGCGUCCGCGUCCCUGUCAAAGCCGAGGACGUUUCUUCGCUCGACAAAAUUGACAUGCGGGUCAUCUUAGCGGUCUACGGCGACGCGGACGUCGAUGUGAGUGAUGCGGCGCUCGUCGAGUGCGACGCGGCCGCGACGAAGGUGCGCGCGGCGGCUAAAGCGGCCGGCGUGCCCGUGCUACUGAGAGUCGAUUCCGAGGAGGCGCUGCGCUCUUAUGAUGAAUCGGACGGCGUCGCCUACGAGAUCUCGCGUUUGUUUUCUGUGUCCUUUUCUGCCUUCGUCGGCGACGGCGUGGGGGUGGCCUAGAGAUCACCCCUGCCGUCCGCUCGAGCUCGCGAGUACGCCGCCGCCGCGCCGUCGCGCCGAGCCGCCCCCCGCCGCAGACGCGGCCACCGUCGUCGACGUCGCGUCGUCGUCGCCCGUCGAGGACCGCACGAAGCUCUUCUUCCACGAGGCCACGGCUUGUAUGAGACCGGCGUCCCGUUUUGCACUUCGAAAAAACGGUCCGAAGACGAUCCGCUGUGGGUUCACCGAUUCGACAGAACGUGCGGCACAGAACACACGAUUCACUUGAUAGUACCUUUCCGAGGACCUCUCGUUUUCUUUUGACGAGUGUUGGGUGCCGGACCGCCCUCACGCAUCAUCACACGCAGGCGGCGACGCGGCGCUCGCCGGCUUCGUGGCCUGUCGCAAGCGCGCGCCCUUCUUCGUGCGGAGCUGGUCGCUCGCCACGGACGACUGCGACGCGACCGACGGCGGCGCCUACGGCGAGUGCGCCCAUUUGGACGACAGGAUGGGGAGCCCCUGGUGGGCGCGCCAUACUCAAUCGUUCGCGGCGCGGCAGCGGGACGCCUACGAGCGAAGCGGGUCGCUGGGGUGGUCCUUUGGGGCGUGGAAAUUCGACGAAGCGACAGAAAGCGCCAUGCACCCGGCCGUCCUCGCGCAGCGGUCGCUGCGGGCGGCGUCGCAGGCGGGCUGGCUGCCCGAUCUUUCUGCGAAGCCGGCGCUGCCCCCUUGCUUGAAAGCGCCGGCCGCGGACUUCGCGCUCGGCGACGCGACGGCGCCGCCGUCGGCCGCGCCGCCGCCGCCGCCGCCUCCCGUUGUUCCUCAGGACUGGCCCGUCGAGGCCGCGGCGCCUUCUGGUAGAGUGGCCGCGGCUUUAGGGGGCUUCGGCUGCGGCGCGUUGCUCGCGACGAUGGUGGUGAUGGCGUCGCGGAAGCGGGGGGCGGUGUCCGGAUACGAGGCCGUCUAGAUUGUCCAUAUUUAAGUUCGUUCGUUUUAU
Pelagomonas calceolata is the source of this 1997-nucleotide messenger RNA. NCBI's taxonomy places the organism in Eukaryota, Pelagophyceae, Pelagomonadales, Pelagomonadaceae. The record is from the annotation of a GenBank genome assembly.